Molecule: messenger RNA, 1186 nt
Organism: Humulus lupulus (European hop)
Lineage: Eukaryota; Viridiplantae; Streptophyta; Magnoliopsida; Rosales; Cannabaceae
Product: myb-related protein 305-like
Exons: 3
Coding region: 62-883 (273 amino acids)
Biological process (GO): regulation of DNA-templated transcription
Cellular component (GO): nucleus
Molecular function (GO): sequence-specific DNA binding; DNA-binding transcription factor activity
Source: RefSeq, a predicted model, not a curated record
CAUAUCACUGCAAUAACCAAAAAAAAAAGAAGCUUUGUGUUUAGUUUUUUAUUAUCUCUACAUGUAUUGGGGAGCCAUGGCUGGUCAUAUGGGUUGGGGUAUAUUAGAAGAGGAGGGCUGGAGGAAAGGUCCUUGGACUGCUGAGGAAGAUAGAUUGCUUAUUGAGUAUGUGAGGCUCCAUGGUGAGGGAAGGUGGAACUCUGUGGCUAGGCUUGCAGGACUGAAAAGGAAUGGAAAGAGCUGUAGAUUGAGGUGGGUGAAUUAUUUGAGGCCAGACCUUAAGAGGGGUCAGAUAACUCCACAUGAAGAGAGCAUAAUUCUUGAGCUUCAUGCUCGAUGGGGAAACAGGUGGUCAACAAUAGCGAGAAGCUUGCCUGGAAGAACUGACAAUGAGAUCAAGAACUAUUGGAGAACCCAUUUCAAGAAAAAGCAAGCAAAAGUUACUUCUGAUGCCUCGGAAAAGGCGAAAGCUCGCCUCUUAAAGAGGCAGCAAUUUCAUCAACAACAGCUUCAUCAGCAGCAGCAACAGCAGCAGCAGCUGCAUCAUCAGCAACUCAAUCAAAUGGACUUGAAGAGAAUCAUGGCUUUACUCGAUGGUGAUAACGAGCACAACAAGUCUGCACAAGCUGUACCUCAACUCAGGCAAGAAAUCACCACUGCGGCAUUUCCUCAAACAGCUGAUGAGCAAAGCUUCCUUUACACCAUGCUGAACGAGAACAACAAUGUGUCAGCUGUCCCUGAGGCACCCAUUACUGAGGACAUUCUCUGGGAUGGGUUAUGGAACUUGGAUGACUUCCAUGGCAAUGGUGCUGUUAACUUCAAUGCAAACUGUUCUACUGCCAAAGCUAAUACUCUGCACAACUUGGUGGUACCCUUCUGUUGACUCAGCUCUUGAUUUAGUCAACGCUUAGCCUUGUAAGAUUAUUACUAUGAGAAAGGCUCCAAUUAGUGAGGAGCUUUCAACUAUUAUUUGCAAUAUUAAUUUUGGUGUGAAAACUUUUUGGGUUGUGAACUAUACAAUCCAGACAAAGCUGCCUUAUUAUGUCCAAUCUCAAUAAAAAAAAUUCCCAAUUUUGCAUGAAAAAAAAAUUAAUAAAUGUACUUAAUUAGGCUUUUAACAAAUGAUUAUUCUGUGUUUAGUGAUUAAUAGACUCGUUUCUUCUUCUUUUUUUUUUAUAUAAUAAUU